Medicago truncatula (barrel medic) is the source of this 1976-nucleotide messenger RNA. Its product is annotated as chaperone protein dnaJ GFA2, mitochondrial. The record is from RefSeq and is a predicted model, not a curated record. Gene Ontology annotation, biological process: protein refolding; response to heat. Gene Ontology annotation, molecular function: heat shock protein binding; ATP binding. The transcript is spliced from 18 exons. NCBI's taxonomy places the organism in Eukaryota, Viridiplantae, Streptophyta, Magnoliopsida, Fabales, Fabaceae. Gene Ontology annotation, cellular component: cytoplasm. The coding region runs from base 262 to 1593 and encodes 443 amino acids.
ACCCAAUUCGUAUUUUUUUUCAGACGCAUUUUUUCUCAUUUGUAUUACCACAACAAAGAUUAAUAUUAAUAUUAAUAAAUAAUUAAAAAUUAAUAAUAAGAAACUUUUUUGAAACUCUCUCAUCACUGUUAAAUCCCUUAAACAAUUACACUUCCAAAAAAAAAUUCUUAAACACUAGAACCUUCGUUUCACUCUUCAAAAAAAUUAGGGUUUUUCGAUUUAGGGUUUAGAUUCAUAAACCCUAAUCAUCUUCUUCCCCAAAUGGUUCGCUCCAAUGGCGUCAAGCUUCUUCUUCGUUCUCUCUCCCCUAAUCUCCUCCGCAACAAAUCCGUAUAUGAAGGAGUGUUGCAAAGGGGAUAUAGGACAUUGAAUUCAGGAUUAUGCAAUCGUUCUUCCAAAGUUACUGGAAAUUAUUUUCACAAUGUUGGAGAUGGUGUUAAAUUGAAGAACUGGGUGCUAUUGGGAGCAGCAAAUACUUAUUUGGGGGCAACUAGAUCUAUUCAUGGAUCAGCACCAUUGGCAAAGGACUUUUAUGAUGUUCUUGGAAUCAGUAAGAAUGCAAGUUCUUCUGAAAUAAAGAAAGCAUACUAUGGGCUUGCAAAAAAGUUACAUCCUGACACAAACAAAGAUGAUCCUGAAGCUGAAAAGAAAUUUCAAGAAGUUUCAAGGGCAUAUGAGGUUUUGAAGGACGAGGAAAAGCGUCAAGAGUAUGAUCAGGUUGGCCAUGAAGGUUUUGUAAACCGAGAAAAUGGUUCUGAUGGUGGCUUUGGUCCCUUUGGAGAUGGUGGCUUUCCCUUUAAUCCUGAUAUUAUCCAUGACAUCUUUAAUCGGAACAUUGGCGGACAGGAUGUUAAGACGUUUGUUGAACUUUCCUUUAUGGAAGCUGUCCGUGGAUGCGCCAAAACCAUUACAUUUCAAACAGAUAUGAUUUGUAACACUUGUGGUGGCAGUGGGGUUCCUCCUGGUACAAGACCUGAAACCUGCAAGCGUUGUAAAGGGUCAGGAGUGACAUCUGUACAAGCUGGCAUAUUUAGGAUGGAGACUACAUGUGGUGCAUGUAGGGGAUCUGGCAAAAUUGUCAAGAGUUUCUGCAAGUCAUGCAAGGGUGCAAAGGUUAACAGAGCAACCAAGUCAGUCAAAUUGGAUAUUAUGGCUGGGAUUGACAAUAAUGAAACCAUCAAGGUUUACAGAAGUGGUGGUGCAGAUCCUGAAGGAGAUCGACCUGGUGAUCUUUAUGUUACUAUCAAGGUCAGGGAAGAUCCUGUCUUCCGUAGAGAAGGAUCGGAUAUUCAUGUAGAUACUGUAUUAAGCAUCACUCAGGCCAUUUUGGGCGGAACCAUUCAGGUCCCAACUCUUACUGGGGAUGUUGUUCUCAAGGUGCGUCCUGGAACACAACACGGUCAGAAGGUGGUUCUGAAACAGAAAGGGAUCAAGACCAAAAAGUAUAACUCAUUAGGCAAUCAAUACGUUCAUUUUAACGUCAGCAUCCCAGUAAACCUGACAGAUAGACAGCGGGAAUUGAUUGAAGAGUUUCAGAAAGAAGAGCAAUAUGAAUCUUCCGAUAAAGGAAAAGCUGCUUCGGCUUCUGGUUGAAAACAUCUUGGAGUAUGCAAUCGGCAAACAAUUACAAUCAAUUUGUGGUCAACCGGGCAAGAAACCGCCGCCUGCUAUUGAAGUUUUGUAGAAGUAUUAAAUUAUUUUUUUCUUUUCAUUUUUGCCCCUCCACUUUUGAGUAUAUGUAAUAUUAUCUCGUCAUAAGAGAUACUCACUAAUUCUCAAUUAAUUUAUAAGGUUAGAAGACAGUCCUUCAUGCACCUGAUGCAGUAUCCUAGUCUGUGUUGUAUAUAAUAUUCAUUAACAUAAAGGGGUGCAAGUCAUGAAUUGACAUUCUUUUUGCUUUUAUCAUAAGUGGAGGAACCUUGAUAAAUUAUAUUGGAUCAUGAUGGACAAACUAGUUGACAAUUUCUGCAUCAAUA